Molecule: messenger RNA, 2932 nt
Organism: Helianthus annuus (common sunflower)
Lineage: Eukaryota; Viridiplantae; Streptophyta; Magnoliopsida; Asterales; Asteraceae
Product: mechanosensitive ion channel protein 6
Exons: 6
Coding region: 275-2521 (748 amino acids)
Biological process (GO): transmembrane transport; monoatomic anion transport
Cellular component (GO): plasma membrane
Molecular function (GO): mechanosensitive monoatomic ion channel activity
Source: RefSeq, a predicted model, not a curated record
GGGAAAAAGUCUCUGAGUAGUCAAUCCCAUAUGUUUGGGCGUACCCUUUUGCUACCAAUCGUGCUUUAUAUCUUUCAAUAAAUGUCCCAAGAGUUUUUAGCUGAUCCUUCAUCCCCACCUUCAUUUACACAAUUAUUAUUUCUUGAACUAAUAUCCCAUUCACUUACUCUGAAAUUCAAAUAAAUUAAAUGAACAUUAAUCCUGCAUGAUCAUGCCAUAGGUUCCAGCAAACUCCGACGAAACCACUAUUCAUUUUAAAUCAGAUACCACUACCAUGGCAGACUAUGUUAAUCGCCGCGAUACCAUAGCGAAGGAAACAAAUAAUAAUGCUAAUUACGCCACGUCUGUUGAAGAUGUAGAGCUAGCUGAACACAACGUGAAUUAUUUUGCAUAUGAAGGGUACAAGGUUGAUUCCACAACGUCAUCUCCGAUCCAGGAAAGUCCUAACUUCGAGUCACGACCUAUGCGGAGGUCUACUGCUAGCCGCCGCAGCUCUGGCGCGGGUCAUGGUGGAGAAGAAGUGGUGGUUUGUUCAGCAAAUGCCGCAUUUAAGAGAACCUCGACUUUGUUGAGGAUGAAAACAAAAUCUAGGUUAUCUGAUCAGCCGGAUUUUAAUCUGAGGACAUCGGGAUCAGGGAAUGGAGUUGGUGAUAUCGAUGAAGAUGAUUUGUUGAUAGAUGAUGAUUUGCCAGAUGAGUACAAGAAGUUAAGGUAUAGCAAAUGGACUUUACUUCAAUUAAUCAGUUUGAUACUGAUAGUUGGUUGUUUAGCUUGCACACUAGCAAUCCCAAGGUUCAGAAACAAAGAUUUGUAUGAUCUUGAUUGGUGGAAAUGGGAGGUUAUGCUGCUAGUUGUGAUAUGUGGGAGAUUGGUUUCUGGAUGGGUGAUUAGGAUCUUGGUGUUCUUCUUAGAACGAAGGUUCUUGUUACGAAAACGAGUUCUUUAUUUUGUUUACGGGUUAAAAAAGGCAGUCCAAAACUGUAUUUGGUUAACCUUGGUCUUGAUCGCGUGGCAAUGUAUAUUUGAUAAAAAGGUGAAGCGGAUGUCGUAUGGGAAGAAGGUUUUGCCACGUGUAACCGCGAUUUGGAUCUGUCUUUUGGUGGGGACUCUUGUUUGGUUACUAAAAACUUUGUUGAUUGAAGUUCUUGCUUUGAAUUUCCAUGUGAGCAAGUAUUUUGAUCGGAUUCAAGACUCUUUAUUUAACCAAUUUGUGAUCGAAACACUCUCAGGCCCGGUUGUGAUUGGGAUUCAGAAAGAAUACGAAGAGGAUGAUUGGGGGAUGGAAGAUAUAGAGAAGCUUGAGAAUAUUGGAACACCAAGAUCUAGAAUUGCGAUGGUUGGUAAAACAGAAGUUAACGUUCCUAAGAACAGUGACAAAUACAAUGGGAUUAGGAUUGAUCAGUUGCAUAGGCUGAAUCAGAAUAAUAUAUCUGCUUGGAAUAUGAACAGGAUGAUGAAUGCUAUAAACACGAGUAUAUUAACCACAGUUGAAGAACAAUUUCAAGAGGCAAUCAGCGAUGAAGAUGAGACCUUUAUGCAUAUAACGAGCGAUAACGAGGCUAAAGUUGCAGCCAAGAAAAUAUUUUGCAACGUGGUAGAGCCACGCUCCAAGUACAUAUAUCUUGAGGAUUUGAUGCGGUUUUUUCCUGAAGAUGAAGCUUUGAAGAUGAUUAGACUCUUUGAUGAAGCAAGUGAGACAAAAGGAAUUAGCAAACAAGCUCUCAAAAAUUGGGUGGUAAAUGUAUUUAGAGAGCGUAGAGCUCUUGCACUAUCACUCAAAGACACAAAAACAGCUGUGGACAAGCUCCAUCAGAUGUUGAAUGCCGUUGUAGGAAUCGUAAUAAUCGUGAUUUCGCUUCUUAUCCUUAAAGUGGCGACAUCCCAGUUUUUCAUAUUUUUAAGCUCACAACUAGUUUUGGUAGCAUUUGUGUUUGGAAACACGUGCAAAACAAUGUUCGAGGCCAUCAUCUUUUUGUUCAUAGUGCAUCCGUUUGAUGUUGGUGAUCGUUGCGAGAUCGAUGGCGUCCAGAUGAUAGUUGAAGAGAUGAAUAUAUUAACAACGAUCUUCUUGAGGUACGAUAAUCAGAAGAUAUCAUAUCCAAAUAGUGUGCUUUCGACUAUGCCUAUCGCUAAUUACAACCGUAGUCCCGACAUGGGGGAGGCUAUUGAUUUUUGCAUCCAUGUAUCAACUCCUGCUGAAAAGGUUGCCAAAAUGAAGGAAAUGAUAACAAGCUAUGUGGAGAAGAAAAGCAGCCAUUGGCAACCUCGGCCCGUGAUCGUAGUGAGGGAUGUUGAGGACUUGAAUAGACUCAAAAUGUCAAUAUGGCUUUCGCAUAGAAUGAAUUUCCAAGACAUGGGUGAAAGAUGGAAAAGGAGAGCUCUUCUAAUGGAGGAGAUGAUCAAGAUUUUCAAAGAUCUUGAUAUUGAGUAUCGUAUGCUCCCACUAGACAUCAAUGUCCGCUAUAUGCCCGAGUUAACUUCAAACCGAUUUCCAUCAAAUUGGGCUGCUUGUGCUACGUGAUAUGCCAUGAAAACAUCAGACUCGUGUUCUUGUUGAAGAACAUAUUAUGGAAAAGGUAGUCAUGCAUGUGUAGAUCGAAUGUUCUUGUAGUAGACGUUAUAUCACUAUUAAAUAUGUGAUAAUAAACUCUGAUUAUAUUAUCAUAUUUAGCAAAGCCUUUGGAGUUAAAGUAGAGCUUCCUUUGAAGUUCAGGGGUCCGAGGAUCGGGAAACAUUGCCUCUAAAAAUAAAUUAGUUAGGAAUUGAACAAAAAUCAGGCACUAUUGAAAGUAAACAUAUUUGACAAUUUUUAAUCUGGUUUAUCAACUAAUCAAUCCUGAUUCUUUAGCUAAAAACUAGACAUAGUGAAAAAAUAAAUUAUACGUACAUUGAAUAAACUAAUUCGAGUCCCAAGCGACAUUGUUUGAUAAAU